AUGUCGCUAGCUAUCGCAGAGGUUUACACGGUGAGGAAGUUACACAGAGAGAGUAUGAAGAAACCGGCUAAAACGGUGGUUAUAGCCGACGGAGACGAAAAGAUCGUUGGAGGAGAUCUCCGUGAGGAGAAGAAGUCGCCGGUGAAACAGGGUGGGUCUAGAAGAUUCGGACGGUGGUUUCUUGGAAAGCCGGGAAUGAAGAAAAGCUCUGCUAAAGUUUCGGAUCCCAUGACGAUUGAGUAA
Messenger RNA from Microthlaspi erraticum, 243 nucleotides. NCBI's taxonomy places the organism in Eukaryota, Viridiplantae, Streptophyta, Magnoliopsida, Brassicales, Brassicaceae. The record is from the annotation of a GenBank genome assembly.